ACUGAAGGAGAGAAUCGAAUUUGUUUCUGGCAAACAUGAAGUCAGAUCUCUGGUAUUUCUUUCUCUUCUGCUUCCAAGUUGAAGUUCUAAUGGGAGAAGUCAAUGACUCUGCCAAGUCUGAGAUGUUUAUGUUUCAUGAUGGAGGUCUACAGAUUGUAUGCAAAUAUCCUGAUACUGUCCGACAAUUUAAGAUGCAGUUGCUGAAAGGGAAGAAUAUACUCUGUGACCUUACGAAGACAAAGGGAAGUGGAAACACGGUGUCCAUUACCAACGUGAAUUUAUGCCAGUUUCAGUUAUCCAAUAACAGUGUCUCUUUUUUUCUGUAUAACUUGGACAGUUCUUAUGCCAGCUAUUACAUCUGUGAAUUAUCAAUUUUUGAUCCUCCACCUUUUCAAGUAGAUAUUCUAAGCAAAGAAUAUUUGAAUAUUUAUGAAUCACAGCUUUGUUGCCAACUGAAGUUCUGGUUACUUCUAGGAUGUGCAGCCUUUGUUGUAGUCUACAUUAUUGGAUGUGUUCUUACAUGUUGGCUUACAAAAAAGAAAUAUCGCCCCAGCGUGCAUGACCCUAAUAGUGAAUACAUGUUCAUGGCAGCAGUGAACACCACUAAAAAGGCUGGACCAACAGAUGUGACCCGCAAUUUGGUACGCUCUGGCACACGGGCAUGAACCAAGUCGGCCAGUUCUCUCCAACUCGAAGUGCAAGAUUCCCUUAUUUCCUGGACUUGAUUUGACUCCAUCUUCUGCUGGCAUUUUGUUCAGUCUCAACCCGUGACUCUAUCCAUCAACACGGAUUUUAACAGUCAGCCUCAGUACUGCUGAAUUCUCUCAAAUACCCUCCUGCAAGUAGAUUUAGAGAAAGCCCAGCUCAUGUGUUCUCAACAAACAGACCUCACUGGGAUGGAAUUCCUGUCUUCAUAUCUGCUUCUAGCAAUGCACCAGCCAGUAAAAUGAACAUGUCUACAAAAAUGUUUUCAAGAUGCCAAGGGUACCGAAUCUGUAAAGCAAAUGGGCCACCAAGGGCCAGAAUCUGUCUGCAUUUCAAUAACAAACUACCUCUCCUUCUCGUAGGGAUGAUCUCUCCUUUUCAAAUCAGAUGAUAGGAGGAGAUGCUUCCAAACUGUAGUUAGUUUAUUUCUGAGGUGUGGUUGUGUAACCAGAGCGUAUCAUUGCACUAGUGCACAGCGCUCUUCCCCAACUUCUGAAGUCCACUUGGCCCCUCCACCAGGAGUUUAGAUGCCUUUGCGUGCUCUCAAUUUUCCUUUUUCAAAAUACUUCCACAUAACUACUUGACAGACACCCUGAGUUAGGAGCUAUGCCUACUGUUUUUCCUUUUGUGACUCAGUUAUCUGUAGAGUUGCAGCCUAAUGACUAUAACUUCCCUCUAUUCUCCCUGAACAAGCAUAUUUUUGCUCCAGAAAGGUAUCUUAUUUUUCCCCAGUUCAGUCGAAAUGGUUUUCUUUGCUGACUCGUUGACAUCAGUGGUAGGAGACAUUGCUCAGAAUCAAAAGCGAAUUCAUUUUAUGAUACUUUCCCAUCAUUAUCUAUGUUUACAUGGUGCUAUUAAUUACGAGUUAGGCUAUUUUUGUAGAUGUUCAAAUUGCAAACAAACAAAGAAGUCCAUCUUUCCCUGUCAAGCCUUGACCUGGGUUGGGUAAAGCCCCUGAUCCUUUCAGCUUGAAGGCUGCAGUUCCUGGAAGUCACUGCCAAACUAGAGCCAUGCUACCUCUGGGCCUGACAGGUUGAAAUGGCCCCCAUCAGCCUGGAGCAGCCAUCCGGUCCUGGAUGGAAUUCCCAGAGUUGGGAGACUCUGCUAAGCCAAGAUAACCAGGUGCUCUCGCACCCAGAGGCUGAAGUUGCUGGGGACCAGAAUGGGUCUGCCUGCUGUUUGGACCUCCAGGAUCUAUGAAAAAGCCCAGAUGUGUCAGAAAACAUCUGUAUAAUUCCCUUUCCUAGAAGCCACUCAGCCUGGAAACUGGUCCUGGCCCAUUAAGACAGUCUUCAUUUGAAUUUGAUUUGGUCAGAAAGAUUCUUAAGUAUAUGUAACAUGUAAUUACUCCUAGCUGAAAUAUUCUCUCCCCUUCCUAUUCUGCAUGCCCAAGGCUUUGGAAGCAGCCAAUGUGAAUGUGACAACAUUUUCGAGUUUGAUUAAAUGGGAUUAUGUAGUAGUUUUAAAAUUUGUAGUUGUCCGCUUAUAGUUUACUUUAAAAAUAAGACCUGAUGUGUCAUUAUGCAUACUUAUAUUAUUUUAAGCAUGUGUAAUACCGGAUGUGUACAGUACAGUACUGAAUAUGUAAUUUGAAUCAAGUACGGUGUUCUGUUUUCAGCUGACUUGGACAAACUGGCUGGCUCUGCAGAGGUGUUCUCUGGGUUGUUUGCAGCCUUCUGCAUGGGGUGUCAAGUGGGGAAGAACAGCCCUCACAUGGCCCACCUCUCCUGGUUGUCCAAGUUGUGCCCUGAAGCAUCCUUAUUCUUAGCACUGGACAUUUCAGAGUGAAUUACUAAAGGAUACAAUUUCUAUGAAAUAAAGACUGAUUUUAAGAAAAGUUGAUUAUAAAAUAGAUUUUAGCCAUGGUAAGAAGCUAAAGAAUAAAUAUUUGCUAUUCAGCAACCAAAA
Messenger RNA from Sus scrofa (pig), 2613 nucleotides. It is a transcript of the gene ICOS, whose product is annotated as inducible T cell costimulator. Lineage: Eukaryota; Metazoa; Chordata; Mammalia; Artiodactyla; Suidae. Gene Ontology annotation, biological process: cell-cell adhesion; T cell costimulation; T cell tolerance induction. The record is from RefSeq and is marked validated.